AUGGAAUCUUCAUCAUCAUCCGCUGCAUCAUCAAAGAAGGUGAUCUUGAAAUCAUCUGACCACGAGGAAUUCAUCAUGGACGAGAAUGUUGCACUACAAUGUCAGACAAUCAAGCACAUGAGCGAAGAUGAUUGCGCUAACAACGUGAUCCCUGUGCCGAAUGUGACGAGCGCGAUCCUGGUAAAAGUGAUUGAAUACUGUAAGAAGCAUGUUGACGCUUCUACUGCUACUGCUGCUGGUGGUAGUGGUGAUGAUGAACUCAAGAAGUGGGAUGCUAAUGAGCGUUUUGUCCAGACUAUUCAUACUAAUACCCUGUUCGACUUGAUCUUGGCUGCUAACUACCUGGAUAUCAAGAGUCUGCUGGACUUAACCUGCCAAACUGUGGCCGAUAUGAUCAAAGGCAAGACCCCGGAGGAGAUUAGGAAGACCUUCCAUAUCAAGAACGACUUCGCCGAAGAAGAGGAGGCCGCGAUUAGGAAGGAGAACCAGUGGGCCUUUGAAUGA
Molecule: messenger RNA, 504 nt
Organism: Spinacia oleracea (spinach)
Lineage: Eukaryota; Viridiplantae; Streptophyta; Magnoliopsida; Caryophyllales; Amaranthaceae
Product: SKP1-like protein 1A
Exons: 3
Coding region: 1-504 (167 amino acids)
Biological process (GO): ubiquitin-dependent protein catabolic process
Source: RefSeq, a predicted model, not a curated record